UCGGGCCCCUGAUUUAAGGGCAUCAGGAUUGGAACACUGUAUUUUGGAUUCAUGCUCCAUCAAUCCUACCUGUAAAGAACCAAGAGUUAUAAUUGUGGGUGCCGGCAUGGCAGGUCUAUCGGCUGCGCACCGUCUAACGCAGUGUGGCAUUCGUAAUUUUGUUGUAUUGGAAGCUAAAGAACGGCCAGGUGGACGAAUACAUUCUUGUUGGCUUGGAGACGCGGUGAUUGAAAUGGGAGCUGAAUGGAUUUUUGGGGCUUGUUUGCCAAAUUCUGUAUACACGUUAGCUUCCCAAGAUAGAUUACUGCAAACUCCUUUGCCUCGCCUAGAUUCAUCACGGGGUUUAUUCUGCACAAGCGAAGGACGAGCCAUCGAUCUUCCAGUCACCAUUACGGCUUAUCAUACGUUCAGACAAAUAGAACAACAGGCUGCUAACUUGUUUCGAUUAGGUUGUGAACGUCUGCACGGCUCGUUAUUGAAUUUCAUAGGUUUGCGUAUUCAACAAGAGCUGCACAAUUUUCCCGAGGAUCAAAGAUACGAUGCUGCAAGAGUAAUGUUUGGAUUAACUAAUAUAUUGCGAAAUAAAUGUGGAGAUGACUUGUCGCUCGUGAGUGUAGAUCAAUAUGGUAGCUAUAUUGAGUUACCAGGAGGAAGUGUUCGUGUACCCUUAGGUUACGUAGGCGUGAUUGCGCCAUUGUUGCGGGGACUACCCGAUAACUCCGUACGCUACAACAAGCCUGUAAAUGUAAUCCGUUGGGGUGCCGGACAGACUGGUAUGGGAAGGGUUUUAGUCAAGUGUUGCGAUGGAGAAGAGUUAAAUGCUGACUACGUUAUCGUCACGGUCUCACUGGGGUGUUUGAAGUGCCAAGCUGACAAACUGUUCGCUCCACCCCUCCCUAUGUGCAAAUUAGAAGCCAUUUGUAGCCUCGGAUUUGGCUUAAGCGACAAAAUAUUUUUGGAAUAUGCGGAGCCCUACUGGGUGUGUCAUGAAGGCAAUUUGAAAUUUGCUUGGUCUGCCGAAGAACUGCAGUGUCGAUGUGACUGGACAAGGGGAGUUUGUUCAGUGGACGAGAUGCCAGGAAGUAAACACGUUUUGUGUGCGUUAAUAUCAGGACAAGAAGCUGCUCUGAUGGAAAGCAUACCGGAAAACGACGUUGCCGAAGGUCUGACAUGUUUAUUGCGUAGAUUCACGGGCAAUCCUUGUCUCCCUUACCCACAAAUGUUGCUACGAUCUCGAUGGGCAUCUGAUCCACACUUCUGUGGAUCUUAUUCCUAUAUGGGUUGCUGUUCGACCGUCAGUCACCAGUGCGAGCUCGGAACCCCAGUGCCAGGCCCGUGCGAUGCUCAGCCUCCUAUACUCUUAUUUGCUGGUGAGGCAACUGUCCCUGGACAUUUUGGCACUGUCCACGCUGCAAGACUAAGCGGUGUUCGCGAAGCAGAACGUAUAGUUUUACUGACAAAAAAGUUCGACGGACCUCCGCGUUAAUAUACCUAAUAACACACAAACAAAAUUACUGUUCGU
Messenger RNA from Bicyclus anynana (squinting bush brown), 1522 nucleotides. Its product is annotated as spermine oxidase-like. NCBI's taxonomy places the organism in Eukaryota, Metazoa, Arthropoda, Insecta, Lepidoptera, Nymphalidae. The coding region runs from base 107 to 1486 and encodes 459 amino acids. Gene Ontology annotation, molecular function: polyamine oxidase activity. The record is from RefSeq and is a predicted model, not a curated record. The transcript has 2 exons.